This is a messenger RNA of Cyclopterus lumpus (lumpfish), 4184 nucleotides long. RefSeq names its product zinc finger E-box binding homeobox 2b (gene zeb2b). Gene Ontology annotation, molecular function: DNA-binding transcription factor activity, RNA polymerase II-specific; RNA polymerase II cis-regulatory region sequence-specific DNA binding. Gene Ontology annotation, biological process: regulation of transcription by RNA polymerase II; anatomical structure development. Bases 417 to 3272 code for a protein of 951 amino acids. The record is from RefSeq and is a predicted model, not a curated record. The transcript has 7 exons. NCBI's taxonomy places the organism in Eukaryota, Metazoa, Chordata, Actinopteri, Perciformes, Cyclopteridae.
UGGGGCCCGAUGCCACUCUGCAGGCAGUUGGAAACGGUACAGUCAAGAGCGUCGAUUGCACUUCGGAGUUCGAGGACUUCUUCGCCAAGCGGAAGCUGGACGACGGUGACAGCCACGUGGUGAGCAUCGCCGAGUACCUGCAGCGCGGCGACACCGCCAUCAUCUACCCAGAAGCCCCGGAGGAGCUGUGCCGCCUGGGCACGCCGGAGGCCACCGGUCCAGAGGAGAACGACCUGCCACCUGGAACGCCAGAUGCCUUCGCCCAACUGUUGACCUGCCCCUACUGCGACCGGGGCUACAAGCGCCUGACGUCGCUGAAGGAGCACAUCAAGUACCGCCACGAGAAGAACGAGGAGAACUUCGCCUGCCCGCUGUGCAACUACACCUUCGCUUACCGCACUCAGCUGGAGCGGCACAUGGCCACGCACAAGCCCGCCAGGGACCAGCACCAACUGCUCAACCAAGCGGCCGGCAACCGCAAGUUCAAAUGCACCGAGUGUGGCAAGGCCUUCAAAUACAAGCACCACCUGAAGGAACACCUCCGGAUUCAUAGCGGUGAAAAGCCGUACGAGUGCCCCAACUGCAAGAAGCGCUUCUCCCACUCCGGCUCCUACAGCUCCCACAUCAGCAGCAAGAAAUGCAUCGGCCUGAUCGCCGUGAACGGCCGGAUGCGCGGCGGCAACAUGAAGACGGGCUCCUCCCCCACCUCCUCCUCCUCCUCGCCCACCAACAGCGCCAUCACUCAACUGCGCCAGAAGCUGGAGAACGGCAAGCCGCUCGGCCUCCCCGACCACGGCAACCACCUGAGCAUCAAGACGGAGCCGCUGGACUUCAACGACUACAAGCUGAUGAUGGCGUCCCACGGAUGGAACGGGGCCCCCGGGCCCUUCAUGAACGGAGGGGGCAUGGGAGGGAACAGCCCGCUGGGGGUCCACCACAACUCGACGGGCCAGAGCCCCCUGCACCCUCUGGCGAUGGCAGGGCUCGAGUCGCAGCUCCUGUGCUACCCGGGGCCACUGGCCAACAACCUGAGCGAGGUGCAGAAGGUCCUCCAGAUCGUGGACAACACCGUGUGCAGGCAGAAGAUGGACUGCAAGCCCGAGGAGCUCUCCCGGCUCAAGGCCUACAUGAAGGAGCUGGGGACCCAGGUGGAGGAGCAGAAGCAGGCGCUGACGUCAGCGGGGGCCUCCGGCGGCCUUCCCCUCGUCAAUCACAACGGCGCCACCAAAAGCAUCAUCGACUACACGCUGGAGAAAGUGAACGAAGCCAAAGCCUGCCUCCAGAGCUUGACGACAGACUCGAAGAGGCAGAUCAGCAAUAUCAAACGGGAGAAAUCCAACCACAUGCUCGAAGGGAGCGCGGAGGAGAAGGUGCAGGAAAAUAUCAUGUUUACACCUUACACUUGCCAAUACUGCAAGGAGUCCUUCUCGGGGCCGAUACCUUUGCAUCAGCACGAACGCUACAUGUGUAAAAUGAACGAGGAGAUCAAAGCUGUGCUGCAGCCCAGUGAGAAUCUGAUGUCCAAGCAACCGGUGAUGUACAUGGAGAAGAACACCCACCUGUCCUCCUCCAUGAUGUCCGAGAAGGGCUUCAUCGGGCAGCUCAACCCCUACAGGGACCACAUGUCGGUGCUCAAGGCCUAUUUCGCCAUGAACAUGGAGCCCAACUCGGAGGAGCUGCUCAAGAUCUCCAUCGCGGUCGGCCUUCCUCAGGAAUUCGUCAAGGAGUGGUUCGAGCAGCGGAAGAUGUACCAGUACGGCAUCACCAGAUCCCCGCCGCUGGAGAACAGGCACAGCAUGGACAUGGUGGUCGGAGCCAAUAACCACCACGCUCCGCCGAAGGACUCUAUGGCAGCUCGGUCCCCCGUGUCUCUCAUGAAACCGGCGGACCGCAUCACCUCCCCCUCUAUAGCGGAGCUCCACAACAACGUGAACAACUGUGACAACCCGCUCAGACAUUUGAAAAACAACCAGUUCGGCGGCGGCGGCGGCGGCGGCGGCGGCGGCAAACCUACCCGCGAGAAGUUGGAGCUCUCCCGCAGCAACACCCCCUCCCCGCUGAACCUGUCCUCCACAUCUUCCAAACACUCCCACAGCAGCUCCUACACCCCCAACAGCCUGACCUCGGAGGACCUGCAGGCCGAGCCGCUGGACCUCUCCCUGCCGAGGCUCAUGAAGGAGCCCAAGCACGCGCUCACCGUCCGGAGCAGACCCAAAGCCAACAGCAUCAGCCUCGACCACGGCGGCGUCCCCUCCCCCCGAGAGCACUUUGAAGAGCCCCUGAAUUUGGUCUACUUCAAGAAGGAGUUCUCCGGCUCCGCCAACAACGGGACCCUGGAAAAAAGCACUAGCCCCAUCUUCGGCAUGAACCCGUUCGCCGGCAAACAAUUGUACACGUCACUUCCGCCGCAGAGCGCUUUCCCCCCCGCCACGUUCAUGCCCCCGAUGCAGGCCAGCAUCCCGGGUCUCAGGCCCUACCCGGGCAUGGACCAGAUGGGCUUCCUGCCGCACAUGGCCUACACUUAUGCAGCGGGGGCGGCGACCUUUGCCGAGAUGCAGCAGAGGAGAAAGUACCAGCGGAAACCCGGUUUCCAGGGGGAUCUGCUCGACGGCACAGCCGACUACAUGUCAGGGCUGGACGACAUGACAGACGCCGACUCCUGUCUGUCGCGGAAGAAGAUCAAGAAGACCGAAAGUGGCAAGCGGCCGCACCAGUGCCAGAUCUGCAAGAAAGCCUUCAAACACAAACACCAUCUCAUCGAGCACUCCCGGCUGCACUCGGGGGAGAAGCCCUACCAGUGCGACAAGUGCGGAAAGAGGUUCUCCCACUCGGGCUCCUACUCGCAGCACAUGAACCACCGCUACUCCUACUGCAAGAGGGAGGCGGAGGAGCGGGAGGCGGCGGAGAGGGAGGCCCGCGAGAAGGGCCACCUGGAGCCCACGGAGCUGCUGAUGAGCCGGGCCUACUUGCAGGGCAUGACUCCUCAGGGCUACCCGGAGCUGGCGGAGCGCGAGGCCAUCAUGAGGCACGACGCCGUGAACGGAGGCGGGAUCAGAGAGGGACGGAAGGAAGUGGAAGAGGCGUACGCCAAGAUCGGACGGAGGGACGAGGAGUUCGAGGAGGAGGAGGAGGAGAGCAAGAGCAUGGACACGGACCCGGACACGUUGAGGGACGAGGAGGAGAACGGGGAGCACUCGAUGGACGAUAGCUCGCUGGACGGCAAAACGGAAACCAAAUCGGAUCACGAGGACGCGAUGGAGGACGGCAUGUAAUCGGGCGACGGGCGUGAAGAAAAGGAAAAAAGCCUCCCAACUUAAAGAGUCUUGAGUUCCUCUCUUUCUGGUUCGGUAUUCUUAACCCGCGCGGUGUUUUAAAGCCGUACGUGCACGUGCCUGGAGCUUCCGGGAAGCUUUCUUUGACGGACUCCUCGGGGGCGGAGGAGGAGGGUGAGGGGGGGUUAGGGAGAUGUCUGCCGAACAAGACACGGACUCAAAAGUCAAUCUGGAGGAGGUCGCUGAGGGACGGGGGGGAGGCAUGGGUUUGUGAAAUGAGCUGCAUUAUGCAAACCGAACAAUGAAUAAAUGAAUACAUUUCAAAAAAAAUGUACAGUACUAAGGCCUAAAAAUAUGUGUGGUGCUAACCUCCUCAAAUAAACCCCUCGUGUUCCAUAGUAUUUAUAGCACAACUAGUGACUUGUACAAAUUGCACUCCGCUUCUAUAAUCAUGAACAAAAAUAAUAAAAAGUAUUGCCUAUGUAUAUAUUUAUACAGUGUUGGAAAAAGAGCAGUAGUGUCUGCACUACAGUCCUUGGAUAUUACCUUUGUUAUCACCUACCUACUUACCUACUUACCUACUUACCUACUUACCUACUUACCUACUUACCCACCUACCUACCUACCUACCUACCUACCUACCUACCUACCUACCUACCUACCUACCUACCUACCUACCUACCUACCUACCUACCUACCUACCUACGGUGUUGUCUUUACUUUUGCCAAGUUGCCCGGCCACAAACAUCUCCAGCCACAACGAUUUCAAGGCCUCUCCAAUCAAAAAAAAAACGUAAAAUGAAGGAAUUUUAAACUGUACGAAGGCGCUUAGAGGAUUUUUUUAAGUUUUAAAGAGACCUUCAUUUUAAGGGAAAAUUACAGUUUAUGAACAGAAGGUGUGGGGGGGGUGGG